AUGGGAAGCAGCUGUCACGAGCAGAAAAAGCACUUCGGAAAUCCGGAGUUUGCGUCGCAUGCAUGUGCCGUAUAUUCCGAAUGGCUUGCCUUGCAACAUCGUCUCCGGUCUCACGCGAACCAUGUCUCAGUCAACGGUCGUGACCUGACGAUCGCUGAUGUUGUUGCUGUAUCGCUACACGGCGUCUCGGCAGAUAUCAGCGACGAUCAACAGCUUCACAAACUCAUCAAUGACAGCGUUGAGUUUCUUGAAAAAGAGCUCGAAGCCGGCCGUGUCAUCUAUGGCGUCAACACCGGCUUCGGCGGCAGCGCAAACACGAGGACGCAGCACUUUGAGCGCCUCCAGAGCGCGGCGAUCCAGCAUCUCAACGUCGGAAUUUUACUUGAAGCCGACAGGACUAGCGAUUCUUCCCUCGGCAUCACUUCAAAGAACCCGCUGCUCCGAAGCCACGCACUACCAAGUCCAGUUGUGAAGGCGGCCAUGCUGAUUCGUUGCAACUCGCUUGUCCGAGGGCAUUCUGGUGUGCGACUCCAGGUCAUUGAGUCAAUUAUGCACCUCCUAGCCAGGGAUCUGGUCCCGGUAGUGCCGCUGCGAGGCAGCAUCUCUGCAUCGGGCGAUUUGUCGACCCUCUCAUACAUUGCCGGUGUUAUCGAGGGCAACCCCAACAUAUUUGUCAGAACUGAGGGCGGAAAGACGGUUCUUCGGGCGAACGAAGCCCUCAAGAUACACCAACUGGCCCCGAUGCGACUCCAAGCCAAGGAAGGCCUCGGCAUUACCAACGGCACCGCGCCAAGCUGCGCCGCCGCAUGCCUCGUGAUGCACGAAGCCAACCGGCUCGCCCUCCUCGUUCAACUGCUCACAGCAAUGGCCACCGAGGCGCUCUCCGGCACAGCGCAUAACUACGAUCCCUUCAUCUCGGAGGUUCGCCCGCACGCUGGUCAGGCCGAGGCAGCCGCCAACAUUCUCCGGUUCCUGUCCGGCUCCCAACUCAGCCCCUAUUCCUCCUCCUAUGCCACCGCGCAGAAGCGAAUCGGCCUCGCCCAGGACCGCUACGCUCUGCGCACCGCGCCGCAAUGGAUCGGCCCUCAGCUUGAGGACCUGGCGCUGGCCACGAGACAGGUGGCCACGGAACUCAACGCGACGACCGACAACCCGCUGAUCGACGUGGCCGGCAGUACCAUCCACCACGGCGGCAAUUUCCAGGCUAUGGCGCUGACGUCGGCCAUGGACAAGACGCUGGCGGCGCUGCAGAACCUGGGCCGGCUGCUGUUUGCGCAAGCGAGCGAGAUGAUCAACAACACCACCUCACACGGCCUACCCCCAAACCUAGCCGCCGACGACCCCUCGGCCUCCUUCACGGCUAAAGGCUUCGACGUCAACAUGGCUGCCUAUGCCGCCGAGCUCGCUUACCUCGCCCGCGGGCCCGUCAGCGCCUGCAUGCAGCCCGCCGAGAUGGCCAACCAGAGCGUCAACUCCAUGGCCCUCGUCGCCGCUCGCUAUGCCGCCGAAGCCGUCGAGGUUUUGAGUCUCAUGGCGGCUACCUACAUAUGGAUUCUUUGCCAGGCGCUGGAUUUGCGGUGUUUACGCGUCGAGUUUGGGCGGGCGGUUGAGAGAGAGGUCAGCCGGGUUAUUCGCCUGUCUUUGCUUGCCGAUCUUACAUUCGUGGACCUGGUGAAGGACUUGGUGAGGUAUGACGAGUUUCUGCGGUUCGUGACCGAAGUGACGGAGGCGGUUCUGCAAAGGUGGGAUCAGCUUUCACAUCUGGAUCUGCGGGAUCGGAGCAAGACGGCUGCGAACGAGUCGUUGGGACCGGUGCUGGAGUGCAUUGCCAAGUAUCGAGACACGGUCGGGGACCUACGGUUGGAAAAGAUACCGGAUUAUCAGAAGCUGAUGGCCGAGAUGCUCGAGAAGCGCUACAACGACAUCCGCGCACAAUUCUUCCGCGGGCAACUGACAGCUGCCACAUACAUCAGCCCCGCAUCCAGAGUGGUGUUCGCCUGGGUUCGGAAGGAUUUGAAGAUCCCGUUCCACAGGGGCCUUGAGGACCACCCCACGCUGCUCUUGCGCAAGGCCGAGGGAGCCCGGGCAUGCAACGGGGACGGCGUUCAGGACGAUGGCGCUAAUGGUGUUGUGCGACCGGACGAGGAACUGUUGGCGCGGGGUAGGACACUCGGGACCAUGGCAAGCGACAUCUACGAGGCGAUACGCCGCGGCGAGCUGCAUGACCGAAUCAUGAAAUUCGGAGAAGAUGCUGGCCUCUGGCGUUGA
Canariomyces notabilis is the source of this 2268-nucleotide messenger RNA. Its product is annotated as phenylalanine ammonia-lyase. The record is from RefSeq and is a predicted model, not a curated record. The coding region runs from base 1 to 2268 and encodes 755 amino acids. NCBI's taxonomy places the organism in Eukaryota, Fungi, Ascomycota, Sordariomycetes, Sordariales, Chaetomiaceae. Gene Ontology annotation, cellular component: cytoplasm. Gene Ontology annotation, biological process: L-phenylalanine catabolic process. Gene Ontology annotation, molecular function: ammonia-lyase activity. The transcript has 2 exons.